Molecule: messenger RNA, 3325 nt
Organism: Anastrepha obliqua
Lineage: Eukaryota; Metazoa; Arthropoda; Insecta; Diptera; Tephritidae
Gene: Nhe1
Product: sodium/hydrogen exchanger 8
Exons: 2
Coding region: 166-2289 (707 amino acids)
Biological process (GO): sodium ion transport; regulation of pH; proton transmembrane transport
Cellular component (GO): membrane; Golgi apparatus
Molecular function (GO): sodium:proton antiporter activity
Source: RefSeq, a predicted model, not a curated record
UGUGCACUUGUACUUGUAAAAUUGGAAAUGGUGGAAUUUUCUUGAACGUAGCAAAAUCGCGAAAAAAUCGAAGAAAAAACAGCUAAACAAAUUAAUUUUAAUGGCUUAAAUUUAGUGCCACCCAGUGUGACUCUUAUGCGGACAUAGUUUGAAUAAUCAUUAACAAUGUCUAGGCAAAAGCUGAUUGUAUAUAACCUUGCGUUGGUUGUUUGCCUUUUGUUGGGCAAUUCUAUUGUGGGCACAAGUUCAAGCGAUGUUAAUGGCAGUGAGGGAGCAGUGGCAAAUAGUGACAACAUAAAUGAUACGAUAUUCCCAAAUGACUCAGCAGCUGAGCAUUCGCCAACAGGCAACCAGAAUGUAGCAGAAAGUGGUGGCGCAUCCAAGGAGAUACAGAAUAGCAUACAAGCAAAUACCACAGCCAGCCAAUUAAAUGUUACAUCUGCAACGAACACAUCCAUAUCAGGAGUACCGAUCGCGAAUUCAAAUACUACAAGCGGCGUUCCAACAAACACGACUACGACUAUAACGCCAACGGCGGCAAACAGUACGCAGAAUGCCACAACACCUACCGCUGAUCCGCCACUACCAGAUCAACAUGCCGUGGAGCAGGAACACAAUUCAUCACUUUCGCUCUUCUUCGUCAUUUGUGUUAUUAUGUUGGGUAUUUUGCUCAUACACUCAAUGCUGCAAACCGGCUUCCAGUAUUUACCCGAAAGCAUUGUAGUUGUAUUCCUGGGUGCGCUAAUUGGGCUUCUACUCAAAGUGAUGUCAGGUGAAAAUGCGAGCUGGAAGCGUGAAGAAGUUUUUUCACCGACGGGAUUCUUUUUGGUGCUAUUACCGCCAAUUAUAUUCGAAUCUGGUUACAAUUUGCACAAAGGCAACUUUUUCCAAAACAUUGGUUCGAUUUUAGUAUUUGCCAUAUUUGGCACGACCAUCUCGGCGUUGGUUAUUGGGGCUGGCUGUUAUUUGCUAGGUGUGGCGGAGGUUGCAUAUAGGCUUGACUUCUCUGAAUCUUUCGCAUUUGGUUCGCUAAUAUCGGCUGUGGAUCCAGUAGCCACUGUGGCCAUAUUCCACGCGCUGGACGUAGAUCCCAUUCUCAACAUGUUGGUGUUUGGCGAAAGCAUAUUAAACGACGCCAUUUCGAUUGUGCUUACCACAUCGAUCACCCAAUCGGCCAAUACGCCCGCUAACACACAGGCCACUACAGGUGAGGAAAUCUUUUCCGCACUCCGAACAUUCUGUGAAAUGUUUUUCGCCUCCGCUGGCAUUGGUGUAAUUUUCGCGCUUAUAUCGGCGCUGCUGCUGAAGUAUGUUGAUUUGCGUAAGCAUCCGUCGCUGGAGUUCGCCAUGAUGCUGAUGUUCACCUACGCACCUUAUGUACUGGCUGAGGGUAUACAUUUGAGCGGCAUUAUGGCCAUAUUAUUCUGCGGCAUCGUCAUGUCGCACUACACACAUUUCAAUCUCUCCACCGUCACACAGAUUACAAUGCAACAAACAAUGCGUACACUCUCCUUUAUUGCUGAAACCUGCGUUUUCGCAUACUUGGGAUUGGCCAUAUUCUCAUUCAAGCAUCAGGUAGAACUCUCCUUUGUGAUCUGGUCGAUUGUGUUGUGCCUGAUUGGUCGCGCGUGUAACAUAUUUCCAUUGGCUUUCUUGGUGAAUAAAUUCCGGGAACACAAAAUUACCAACAAAAUGCAAUUCAUCAUGUGGUUCUCAGGCUUACGUGGAGCCAUUUCAUAUGCACUAUCCUUGCAUUUGGAUUUGCCCAAUGAUGAAACACGGCGUGUGCUCAUCACCACAACGCUAAUUAUUGUGCUCUUCACUACGCUUUUCUUCGGCGGCUCAACUAUGCCGCUACUGAAAUACCUCAAACCUGGGAAAAAGCGCCGCACACGCUCCGGACGUACUGCCAACUCUACGAGCGUAGUACGCAAUGGGGCCUCGCGUGUACGAAAACGUACAAAAUCUAUAUCGCUUUCGAAGACUCGUGAAUGGGGACAAGCCAUUGAUUCUGAACACUUAUCCGAAUUGACGGAGGAGGAAGAUGUGUCCUUUGCACAAACUCGUGUCGGUGGAUUCGGUCGUAUGGAUCGUAAAUUUUUCAUACCAUUUUUCACUCGUCGCUUCAACAGCCAAGAGCUGCAUGAGUGCAAGUCACAAAUGGCCGAUUUGACCAACAAAUGGUAUCAAGCGAUACGCAUUAGUCCGCUGGAUUCGGACGAGUCGGACGAGGAGUUGGGCAUGUCAGCGAGCACGAGCCAAAGCACAUUAACUGCGCCUCGUUCUUAAGUGUGAGCCGAGCUAAAAAAGGAGCAUUAGAGUGGAGAUGUGCAGUGGUUGAUAAGAAUUGUGGAAAAAGUUUAUUUCUUAUUUGGUAAAGUUUAAAAUCUUUCACUUAACUGCACAUUUCCAGUGUCGUGAAUUAGUCGCAAUAGUAAAACAUAUACAUGUAUAUGUGUACAUAGGCUACUUAUACAUAUGCAAGUAUGUAUGUUUAAGUACUUUGUGCUGUGAAUGCCGGAGUGAGAGUUCAAGAAAGUUGUAUUUGCCUAAAGAAAACCGGGAUUUUUUGCAUAGCUCAAAACCUUAGAACGAGUAUUUUUAAGAAAAAAGUUAUAUUUUAAGUUAUUACCUAAGCAAGUAUAUACUGUGGCAGGCAUUUAUAUAUGUAUGCGUAUGUGCAAACGCUUCGUUAGGCUUAUAGCUGCUGAAGGAAGCUGUUGCUUGCAUUCUUUAUAUUCUUAUUUUGCUUUAAAAUCCAAGUGGGUUUCGUUAAAUCGGUGGCGGGUUUUUUCUUUUUUUUAAUAUGUCUAUUCAUAUAUUGCAUACAUACAUACAUAAGUUUAGGUAUUUAUAUACAAAUUCGGUGUACACUUUUGAGCUGUGCUAAGCACAAAGUAAUUUUUUGAUUUCCCUUAAAAAGUUUAACAUUUUUAUUUUAGGUUAUGAACUUUUCAGUAUUUGCAAAUGUCACAAAAGCUGCUCUGUUUGCUUUUGUAUGAAUUUAUUAAUGCGUUUUUGUUUGUUUACCAACGCCUUGAAAUAUUUAGGCAGUUACAUUUAAGCUUGAAUGCAGCCAUAUUCAGACUUAAAAAUGUGUCCUUAUUUAAGCAAAAGUCCAACAAUUCGUGUCAUUUGCUGCAUGUCAUUUAUGCAAGAAUCAGUUUGAACGCAAAGUUCUACGCCAAAGAACGAACGUACUGUUAUAUGUUUGUAUUUAAAUGUAUGUAUUUAGUGAUAAGAUAUAUAUUUUGUGAUUUUUUGCAACUUAAGUGAAUCGAAAACCAAAAAGGUGUAUGUAAUACAUAAAUUAACUAAAUAUUAA